Dreissena polymorpha is the source of this 4502-nucleotide messenger RNA. RefSeq names its product phospholipase ABHD3-like. Lineage: Eukaryota; Metazoa; Mollusca; Bivalvia; Myida; Dreissenidae. The transcript has 10 exons. Bases 345 to 1610 code for a protein of 421 amino acids. Gene Ontology annotation, biological process: medium-chain fatty acid biosynthetic process; medium-chain fatty acid catabolic process. Gene Ontology annotation, molecular function: acetylesterase activity; monoacylglycerol lipase activity. The record is from RefSeq and is a predicted model, not a curated record.
CUGGUACAAUUCAAAGAAAACAGCUACUGAAGUGAUAAACUAUGCAAUAAAAUAUGACUCAUUAAAACAUCUUCACAAUGUGUUCUUUUCGAAUAAAAAUAAGUUCACUGUAUCAGUAUUAAAAACUCAAGGUACCUUCUUUGGUACGUUGUUUACAACGGAAGUUAAAAACGGUGGCGAGGUAAAAUUUUGUACAAGGUUGCACUCCACUGAACUACAAACUCUUAGAUCGGCUAUAUCCGCUAUCUGCGCUGUCGGAUCAUACGACACUUUACGGAUGUUUCCGGCAAUGUCAAAUGUUAAAAUCUAUAACGAACAGUCGCGUGCAAGCUGUCAGAUGAGAGAUGGAGAUUGUUUUGAAAACACUGGAGUUUUGUAAAACAUACCAGACUUGCACAGUCGCUGCAUUGUUUUCUGCAGGAUAUGUUUUCUACUAUCUAUCAUCAGUAGUGAAGAAACCACUGUUAGCAUGUUCCGACCAGAAACUCAAGAAAUUUUUAACAAACCAUGUUCCCAUGACUACGGAGAAGUACUGGCCAACUAUAUGGUGCUUUGAAAGCCGAGCUAUGACAAUUCUUCGGUCUGUUAUAGAAAAGGGAGCAGAUAUAGAAUAUGAAUGUGAACUCCUAGGGAUGCCAGAUGGUGGCCAGAUACGCCUGGACUGGAUGACUAACACUAACAGUGCGCUGUAUCCUGACCCAGAGACCCGCCCCACAGUCGUGAUGCUCCCCGGCCUGACUGCUGUAUUCUCAUCAGCUCUAUACAGCUCAACCAGAGGAAAAAAACUGACAGUCAGGAAACAUUGUACACAAAGGACAAGCUUUGAGACAUACAUUCUGAAUCUGGUGGGACAGGCAAAGAGGCUAGGGUACAGGGUAGUGGUGUUCAACAACAGAGGAAAUGGAGCAAAACUAUUGACCCCACGGACCUACUGCGCUGCUAACACUGAGGAUCUGACCCGUGUGGUGCACUAUGUGAAGUCCAGGUACCCUGGCGCUCCACUCAUGGGUACUGGUGUCUCCCUGGGAGGCAUGAUUCUGUUCAACUACCUUGCAAAGACAGGCAAGGACUGUGGGAUGCAAGCAGGUAUGUGCAUCUCCAUGGCUUGGAACGUGUUUGAGUCAACUGGGACCCUCGAGCAACCUGGCAUCAACAAACACAUCCUUAACAGGAUGCUUGCAAAAGGGCUGGUCGCAAACUUCAAGCAAAAUAUGCACCUGUUUGAAUCCCAUAUAGCAAAUGUGCAGCAUAUUUUAAAGAGUACGACCAUCCGUGAGUUUGAUGACAGGUUCACCGCGCCCAUGUUCGGUUACCAGACCUGGGAGGAGUACUACAGGGACGCAUGUGUUCAUGACAAGGUUCACGCUCUGGAGGUGCCUGUACUUUGCCUCAACGCAUCUGACGACCCUUUCUCUCCACAUAGGGCAUUACCAAUCAAUGAGGCAAUGGAAAACAAUAACAUUGCCAUGUUGGUGACAACACACGGCGGCCAUAUAGGAUUCUUGGAUGGGGUUAUCCCACGACAGCCUACCUACAUGUACCGAUUGUUUGCGCAGUACCUAGAUGCUGUAUUCAAACAUGGACAUGAGAACUUUGAGAAGUCUGAAUAAGAGGAUUGUGUUGCCCUAGCCCAAUUUUAUGUGAAAAAAGAAUUGUUUGCAGUAUCAAAAAAAAAAUUCGAGCAGAAUCAAAGUGAAAGGGAAAGAUAUUAAGCAGAAUAAAAGCAAAAGAAAAAAAUUCCACAUUUGUGAAUCUUUAAAUUUAAAAAAAGUUAUAACAGUAAACUUAGCCAUUUACAAAUAUAAACUGAUAAUUUUGUUCUUUAUAAAUGGCUUCUUUGCAAUGAUUAAUGCAUUUGUAUGAGAUUCAAUGAUGUUUCCUAUGUCAUUUUAAAGUUAUACAGAUUGCUAGUAUACAGUCACCUGCUUUUAUUCUUUCACAAGAGUAAAAAUUUCAAAGGCACGCUUUAAGUACCAUAGUUUUUCAAAGUUUCAUUAUAAUGAAUUUCAUUUUAGCAAGCUAGCUCAGUUGGUAGAGCGCUAGCCGGCAAAUCUCAGGAUCACAGAAUCCAGCCCCAGCCCGCCACACGAGUUGUGAGCAAAUUUGUAAUAAAAUCCUUUCUACUGACAUCUCCCCCCACCACUUAGAGUAGGGCAAUUGUAAGUUACUGGUUUAACUGUGUGCAUUUAAUCCAGCUAUCCCAGGAAACAAACCACGCAAGGCAAAGUGAAAAUGGCAAUGUGCAAACAGCAUCUAAAGGUUGGAACUGAAACCUUUAAACCUUGGAUUGAGUAAGAAAGGCCUUUAAUUUGUUUUGAUUUUCUAAGGAACUACAAAUGCGUCAUAAUACGUAUCUAAGUGGUAACGGGUUAACUGACCGCUCUGAUAUGACUGAAAAAGUGUUGAGAACAGCAAACAAUCAAACUCAUGGAAAAACUAAAGAAAGUCCAAAGAAGUCUUGCUAUGGACCAGCCAUUAUGUUAAUAUACCUGUCAAUAUUGAUGUUCAUUUCUAUGGUACAUUCCAAAUAUGUUCUUUGUUAAGGGAAGAUAUUCAUCAUAAAUGUCAAUUUGUUAAGAAAUUAAGUACUACAUGUACUUUCAGUCGUAAAUUUUUAUCAGUCAUGCACCUGUUACAUGUAUUAAUGUACAUUGUUCCGUACUGUGUGUUAUUGUCCCCUACCGGUGAAACCGGAGAAACUUCUGGUUUGCUCUCUGUCUGUCAGUCAGUCUGUCAGACUUUUCUGGAUCCUGGGAUAACUUAAAAGUUCUUCAUAUUUUUUCAUGAAACUUUAAACAUGGAUAGAUGGAAAUAUGGAGAUUAUGCACGUCAUUUCAUUUUGUUCCUAUGUCAAGAAUUCUGGUUGCUAUGGCAACAAAUAGACUAGAAAUAUUGCUGAAAAUGGUGGAGUUUCACCGGUAGGGGACUUGUAUUGCUUGGCAAGUCUUGUUUCUGUUUGUAACAUACACCUUGAAUAUGAAAAUUCUUGUGCAAUAUAUUUUUAUAUUGUGUUUUUUUUAUAUAUAUAUUAAUUGUUGCAAUGUUUGUAAGUUGAUAUAAAAAUAUACUUUUCUUGUUAUAUGUGUCGUUAUUGCGAGUGAACUUCUUUUCAUUAAAUGCAAGUUUUGUAUCUAGCACUUUCCGGCAAGUCUUUCAAUAUGGUAUUCUGAUAUUGGUUUUGUUUUACUUGUGUGAAGUUUUCUAUCUGCCAAGCUAAGGCAUCUUGGGCCUAUAUUCACAACUCUCCUCGGGGAGAUCUUAACUUAAAGGGACAUUUUCACGUUUUAAUAAAUUGAAAAAAAUAAAUUAAAUUGUUCCAGAUUUGCACAUUUUCUUGAGCAUUAACCAUACUAUAAAAUAUCCAUUAAAUGCAUGUUUUCGCGAUUUAAAAACCAGAAACUUAUGUUUCACAAGCGAAACGAUUGUAUAUAUUGAAAAGUUCUGUUAUUAUCGUUAUAUUUUGUGACACUACAAGGAUUGGGUACCUAAAGAAUAAAAUACUGAAAGUAUCUUGUCUGCACAGAUGGCCAAUUGGUUAAAGCACAAAACUUAUACUCCAAGGGUCAGUGUUUCGAAAAAAUUUGAAGUUACAGCAUAGCAGUAUCUUUUUCAUGCAAAGAAAUAGACCCUAAAAGCUUUUUGAAUUCAAAAUGGAAUUUUAUAAUAGAAGUUUUACAUGACAAAAUGUCCACUUGCAACAACAAUGCAGUUUUAAAUGUUUACUUUUUUCCACCACUUAGCGACUGACCCAUGACUGCUUUUCCCAGGUAAAAUAUGGCUUUGUGAGCAAAAUAGAUGCCGUUGCAUACUGGUGAACUUUAUUCUUGGGUGUAAUAUGUUAUUUUUCGUGGCAGGGAAUCCAUACUGACCGUUGUCAACAUGGGACCAUUGUCGACAUGUUCUCAGAAGACCACUAAGUCAGGUUUGACUGUAUUAAUAUUUUCUUAUUUAACCAUAUUGAUACUUGCCCUUGGGAAACCAUAUACACAUGUAUAAACUUUCUUGAAAAAAGAGUGUUAUCCUCAUAUCAAUAAAAACUGUUUGUGAUUGAAGAGAAUUGUGUAAUUCUUCUUAACAUAAAAUGUAUAUUAUGUAUUCAAUGAGAAUAACACAUUUUCACUUAGAUUUGCAAUUAUAUGAUAAUUGGAAUACUCUGCACUUGCAAAAUGCACCACUUUAAACAUUAAACGGCAAAAUGACUGACAGCAAAACUAUUUCUAACUAAUUUAGUGAUAGAGACAGAUAGAACAGUUUCAUACUGAACACUUGAGCUGUCAGUUUUCUUGUUAAUAUUAUAUAAAAUGUGCAUGAAACUUUGUUCACGAACCACAGGUACUUAACCAUUUAAACAUUUGUGUGCUUAACCUCUCUAGUUAUGUUAAAAUUGUGUCCACUGUUAUCUGUAAGCUUUAUAUUGUCUUACAUGUUUGAUGUGCUUCUUUAUUAUUUCAUAGUUUAUAAUUAUAAUUUUUACCACUUUGUUAAAUAAAACAGAAACAAGA